Molecule: messenger RNA, 3035 nt
Organism: Panicum virgatum (switchgrass)
Lineage: Eukaryota; Viridiplantae; Streptophyta; Magnoliopsida; Poales; Poaceae
Exons: 3
Coding region: 2100-2696 (198 amino acids)
Source: RefSeq, a predicted model, not a curated record
UUAUGGACUAUGCUCAAGCAGGCCUUUGUUAUAUUAAUACAUUGGAAAGUCCCUACAGGCAAGCAACUCCUAUAUGCUAAUAAUAUUAAAACUAUAAAGCAUGAAAGGGGCUAAAUGGUGAUCUUCCCCUCCAAGAGUUUGUACGAGCUUCUCCUCCUGCUACGCGUCAAAACAACAACAAGAAGAAGAGUUGGACAUAAACGACUGGCGGGAGGAUGUUUCGUCCUGUUCCUCUAGGGCGGAGUCCUGGCGCCUCCAUCUCCUUCCCGUGCGAUUCCUCAUCUCGUGCUUUCCGGCGAUCUUUCUCGGAUGCAAAUUUUCCGAUUGAUCGCCUAGAUUCUUAGUCGAUUAAUCUCAAGCAUGUUCCAAUCCAAUUUCGUUGGGAAUCGAAGAAACACGUUUCUGACAAGCUUUCGGAGUCAGCCCAGAUCCCUGCAGAGGGAAUCUUUCUGCUGGUGGAUCCCCACAGAACUGGUUUCGGGAAGAUCCCGAAACCGGGAGUGGUGAGAUUACCUCUGUUUUGUCGGAUUCGCGAAGGAUUGCUGGGCGUUGAUCCCUUUCAGGGGACACGCGGCACGAAUCAGGUUCCUGUUCGACAAAACCUAGAGGUCCUUCAUGGCGCUGGAAGCCAGCACAAGGAGGCCGACCAUAGGCGGCUAGGGUUUGUCAACCCUGCUCCUACCAAAGCCCCCUCCCAGUUCGAGUCGAUCGACAGGUUCGUGGGGUACUUCCUGCAACCACAAGCCUCUCAGGUGAUUAACACCCGGGGUGUUACAGAUUGGCAGGGAUCUGGAUCAUAUAAUGCUUCUUCCAAGAAGAAUGAAUCCGCAGGCGGGUCUUCAUCUGGCAAUUGGGAUCGUGCGGCGGGCAAAGCUUCUGAACCUGAUCAGACUGAGAGAGCUUCAGAUAAAGAAAGAUGGUUAUCCAAAGAGGACAAGCAGAAAGGAGCCUUCAUACAUGAAGAAUCUGGUGAGAUACUGAAACAGCAAGAGGGUAAACAAGGAGAAGGAAACAAACCAGUUCAUCUUAAGACACAACCUACUGACAAUCAAUUCAGGCCUGGUUCUACAAAAGCUGCUUGCGCUGUGUGUGGGCUGAAGAAUCAUACUACUGAGGAGUGUAGGAGAAAUAUGUUAUGUGAACUUUGUGGGUUUGCCAACCACACUACUUUAGACUGCAAAAGAGAACCCUUCUAGAAUGUAGGACCUGAAUUGUGUGCUGCUCAGGUCAGUAAUCAAAGCUUCUUCUAUAUUGAUGAGAACAUUGAUCCUAAGACUUCUAGGGAAAAAUCUAGUACUGCUAUCAUCACUGUCAGUAGGGGAGAUCUCACCUCUAAACAACUUGAGAAUGAGUUCAAGUCAGUGGUUAGUAGUGAACAUUGGAAAUGGUCAGCUAGGAAGAUAGCUGACAACAAAUUCACCAUGAGAUUCCCUAAUGCAAAGAUGGUGUUGGAAUAAAGCAAGUUCAACCUGGGUGUUAAGGGUCUUGAUGUACAGUUCUCAGUUGAGCCUUGGACCUCUGCUUCUUCUGCCAAAGGACAGUUACAACAAGCUUGGUUCAAAGUUAGGGGGAUACCAGUGGACCAAAGGGGUUUGAGAACUAUUGCUAAGAUUGGAGGACUUGUUGGUAAAACCAUGGCUAUUGAUGAACAGACUAGAUUCAGCAGAGAUUAUGUGAGAAUCAAAAUUGCUUGCAGAAAUGUGGAGUUAGUACCAUCAUCUGCUGAAGGAACUUUGGGCCUUUACAUCUAUGACUUUUUCUUUGACAGAGAAUAUUCCCAAGAAGAACAACUGGGUGAUCAAACUGCUGCUGGGGAAGUUGACAUUCCUGAUAUUUAUCCUAGCCCCAAAAAACCAAGAACUGAAAGUAUCAACAUUAAUGCUUCUAGUUCUAAAGAUGGAAAUGGCCAGAAUUUGGGCAAUACUACUCUGCAAGGUAAACAGCAAGUCUAUCAUGAGAACAAUCCACAGGCCAAAGAUACAAAAGCUGCUGAUGACUCAUAGAAAUAUGUUUUUGGUACUGUGGGACAUCCUUCCACUAGGCUUUGUGGUUCUGCUCCUGGAAAAUUUUCCUUUACUAAGAAUUUGGCUUCAAAAGGUAUGUCUGUUGAAAAGAACAUGGUAGCUGACUUAGCUGAAGAGGCCAUUCUUGCAGCCACUUAUGUGCCCGAGAAUGAGGAAGAAUACUCAGACAAUAGUGGCAGCAGUGCUGAUUUUGAAGGUCAAGUGAAUCAAAUUAUUGGGGAUAAUGUUGAGUCCUCUACAAGAAGAGAGAAUCUGGGGAUGGCUGAAUGUGAAUACAGUGUUAAUCCAAUGAAGUCACAUAGCUUGUUCACUAUACACUCUGAAGGUACUUCAUCCGGUAAACCCAUGACUACCAUGGUGCCUGGCAACAAUCUGGAGAAUCAGGACAUCAAUCUGAAAGAAUUACUUAACCCUUGUGAGAUGAUGAAAGCUCAGAGAACUGAAAGAAGGACAAGUGAGAGGAUUCAGGAAGACAUCAAGAAGACUAUGGGCAACUCCUCUCAGAAAAGAUCCCUACAAGGGCUUUAUGGUUCAGAGAUACAGGACAAGAUUGUGGAAGGCGCGAAGAUUCUGCUGGCCUGCGCUCACAGGGUGUUAGCACAACAACCUCGCCCGGUAAUCUACCUGCCAGCUCCAACAGAAGACUUAUCUGAUGAAGAAGAAGACGCUUGAUCGAUCAUGUGGUGGUCCUUUUCGUUCACAUCUAGUUUCUGCAGUGCACUUUCUUCCUGGCUGGUUGCCUGACUUUGUAAUAAGUAGUUUAAACUUGUUGCGGUCUGUGGCUUUGCCUAGAGCGGCAGGUGAUCCUCCAGGCGUGCUUGGGUUUUGAAAGUCAAAACCUAAGUAUCGCCUUCACUCUUCAGUUCACCUUGUGUUCUCCGGCUCGUAGUUUUCCUCUUUUCUCUAGCUGUCGUUGUGUCCUAUGUCUGUAAACUCUUGGAAUUUCCGUUCUGGUAAUGGAAAUGGGGUACGCCUCGCUUCGAAAAAAAUGAAAGGGGCUAAAUUACUAAA